AUGUCGGACGACGCACGCGCUCGUCAGGCGCCACCCUCGCUCGAGGAACUGGCUCGAGCUCGACGCGCCGAUCGAGACGCCGCGAUCAAGCCCACGUUCGUGAGUAAGGAAGCUCGGGCGAAGGCGGCGUUGGCGCGUCGCGAGGCGGAGGUGAAGGCGCAGCGGGAGCGGGAGGCGGAACAGAAUGCGACGGCGCGGGCGACGGCGCGAGAGGCGGCGGCGACGAAACCGGCGGCGACGAGUCGGUUCGGACGCGAACGAGACGAUGGACGCGGAGGUGGGUACGGCGGUGGACGAUGGAACGAGCGAGGGGGCGGUUGGGGGCGAUACGGGAGCGGUGAUCGACGAAACGAGGGGAAACGCGAGAGAGAGGAGCGCGAGGCGAGAGAGGAACGCGAGAGAGAAUUGGAGAUGUUGAAGCGGCAGUACAUGGGCGAAGACGCGUCUGUGAAGAAACCAAAGCCGGUGCAGCAGCAUAGAGGGAAAUUUUUGUUCGAUUGGCGCAAGGAAGAGGAUACGUCGAGGGACUUAAAUCCGCUGUACGAUCGCCCGCACGAGGUUGCGCCGAUGUUUGGGCGAGGGAUGCUCGCCGGGGUUGAUCGUCGAGAACAAGCUCGGUCAAACGCUGGGCGCGAACGAGAGUUAAUGAUUAAGGCGAGAAAGGAUAUGGGAUCAAGCGAUGCCGCGGGUGACGUGCGAAAGUUGGACGCCGAGCGCGAUAGACGACGCAAGGAGGCUGAGGAACGCGAGCAGGCGAGGACGUUCAAGGAACACUGGAGUGAUAAGAAGCUUGAGGACAUGACCGAGCGUGACUGGCGCAUCUUUCGCGAAGACUUUAACAUAUCGUAUAAGGGAGGGCGUUUGCCCUUACCCAUGCGCGCGUGGGACGAGUGCGCUGGGCUGCCGAAGGAGAUUUUGCGCGCCAUUGAAAAGGUGGGCUACGUCAAGCCAUCGCCAAUUCAAAUGGCGAGCAUUCCGAUCGGAUUGCUCAAGCGCGACGUCAUCGGGAUCGCAGAGACUGGUUCCGGUAAGACGUGUGCGUUCGUUGUCCCGAUGCUCGCGCACAUCAUGCAGCUUCCGAAGAUGACGGAUGAAAUAGCCGCGCACGGACCGUAUGCCCUCAUCAUGGCGCCGACACGGGAGUUGGCGCAACAAAUCGAGGAAGAGACGCUCAAGUUUGCGCAGUUCUUAAACUACCGCGUCGCCUUGGUUGUUGGUGGACAGUCAAUCGAGGACCAAGGGUUCAAGCUUCGCAAGGGUGUGGAGAUUCUCGUCGGCACGCCAGGGCGCAUCAUCGACGUCAUCGAUCGACGCUACACCGUGCUGAGCCAGUGCAACUACAUCGUCCUUGAUGAGGCUGAUAGAAUGAUCGACAUGGGCUUCGAACCGCAAGUCAACGCGGUGAUGGAGUCCAUGGGUUCUGGGAAUUUGAAACCUGAAGACGAGGCGGAGGCGCUCGACGCGCAAGCUCUCGACGCCGGUGCCGGCGUCGCGUCCUCCAAGUAUCGCACGACGUACAUGUUCUCGGCGACGAUGCCACCGAGUGUCGAGCGCUUGGCACGUAGUUACCUAAGAAACCCAGCCGUGGUUAACAUCGGUAGCGCUGGGAAAACGAGCGAUCUCAUCAAGCAAGAGGUGAUAUGGGUCGCCAAGCACGAGAGAGACUCCAAGCUCGAGCUCGUGCUCUCACGGCACACGAACACGCAAGCGAUCGUUUUUGUGAACGCCAAGCGCUCAGUCGACGCCGUGCAAAACUUGUGCUACCGCUUAGGUUAUUCUUGUGCGAGCAUUCACGGUGGAAAGUCCCAGGAUCAGCGCGAGGAAAGCUUGCGUGGCUUCAAGGCGGGCGAAUACGACAUUCUCGUCGCCACCGAUGUCGCCGGUCGCGGUAUCGACGUGAAGAACAUCGAUCUUGUCGUCAACUACGAGUUGCCGCACUCGAUAGAAAACUACACGCAUAGAAUCGGUCGCACGGGGCGCGGCGGGCGCAAGGGUACCGCCGUGAGCUUCCUCACCCAGGACGACCGGGACGUCAUGUACGAGCUCAAGCAGCUGUUGAUCGAGAGCAAGAACGUGGUCCCGGACGCGCUGGCGAACCACGAGGCGUCCAAGGUGAAACCCCAGCGCGAUGAACGCGGAAGGAAGAUGAACCGCGACGAUAUUCGAGGCCAGGAGGCGAUCAUCUUUUAG
Molecule: messenger RNA, 2190 nt
Organism: Ostreococcus tauri
Lineage: Eukaryota; Viridiplantae; Chlorophyta; Mamiellophyceae; Mamiellales; Bathycoccaceae
Product: Helicase, C-terminal
Exons: 1
Coding region: 1-2190 (729 amino acids)
Molecular function (GO): RNA helicase activity; ATP binding; nucleic acid binding
Source: RefSeq, a predicted model, not a curated record